UGAACUCACCUGCAAGGAGAGGCAUGGCGUGCAGAGUCCUACUGAGUUUGAGGUCAACCAGCUUCAGGCACACCUUUUCCCUCGCACCUUUUUUCGUCUCUAUAUAAAGAACAGUAUUUAUUAACCCCAACAGGAAUCAUCAGAAAAGCUCUGGCUUGUUAGUUGUCUCGAAAACCAAAUAUGGCCAAGGCAAUGGCAAGCUUGGGCAUGUCCUUGUUAGUCCUCUUCCUAGCUCUGGCAAUGACUCAGAUCCAGGGACCAAGCAAGUGAAGUGCCAAGAAAAGAACUACCCGCUUCGUUACCAUGUGAAGCUCCAUUGUCCUGCUUGUCUCAGGACUUGUAAGGUGGAUUGUGCUUCCUGCCAACUUGUUUGCACCAGUGGCAGCACAGGAGGCGACACCGGCGAUGAAACCCCUACGCCCCCACCGCCUCUAGUGACGUAUCCCUCCCCGCCGCCUCCUCCUACUCCUCUCCCUGUCCUCCCCCCACCAUCGUCAUCUCCCCCUGCCACCACCCCGCCUCCUCCAACACCUCUUUCACCCGUCACUGUCUCUUCUCCUCCUCCACCAGCUCCUAGCAGUAGCUCCACCCUGCAGACUGCCACUCCUCCUCCGCCGCCUACCAGCGGUGGCUCCACCCCUCCUAAUGCCCCUCCAACCGCCACGCCUCCUCCACUGCCUACCGGUGACGGCUCGACCCGUCCCAGUGCCCCCCGACAGCCACGCUUCCACCUACAAGCAGCGGAUCCACACCUCUAAAUGCCCUGCCAACCAGCGUGCCUCCUCCAAGCGGUGGUUCCUCCCCACCUAAUGCCCCUCCGACUGUUAUAUCCUCCUCCGCCUCCAUCAAGCGAAGUAUCGGGAGUGAAGAGAGUGAGAUGCAAGAAUUGGAGUUAUCCUCAAUGCCUUGUAUUGGAGCAAAGCUGCCCAGUGCUUGUCCAUCUUCAUGUCAGGUUGAUUGUGUGCCUUGCAAGCCAGUAUGCAGCCGCGACUAUCCCGACGUGGCGUGCCUGGACCCACGCUUCAUCGGCAGCGAUGGCAUCACCUUCUACUUCCAUGGCAAAAAGAACCGUGACUUCUGCCCCAAACUCCAACCUCCACAUCAACACGCACUUCAUUGGCCGCCGCAAUGCCAACAUGUGCCGCAACUUCACCUGGUUCAAGUCCCUUAGUAUCCUCUUUGGCUCCCACAACCUCUUUGUCGGCGCGCUCGAGACCUCAGCUUGGGAUGACGCUCGUCAACCGCCUCUCCCUCUUCCUCGUCAGCGCCCCCAUCACCCUCCCUCGACACGAGGGUGCCUUGUGGCACUCCAAGACCACCCCACAUAUCUCAUUCACAAGGUACCGCGACACGAGCGCUAUCGAAAUCGAAGCAGAGAAGAACUUCAAGAUCAAGGCCAUGGCUGUCCCGAUUACCCGGAAGGACUCAUUGAUCCACAACCACGGAAUAACCUACGAAGAUUGCUUCAUUCGCUUGGACUUGAGCUUCAAGUUCUACGCAUUGAGCAGCGACGUGAGCAGCGUCUUGGGGCAGACCUACGCAAGGAACCACGUGAGCUGGGCCAAGAUGGGCGUGGCGAUGCCGGUGCUGGGAGGCGAGAGGGAGUCUGCGUCGUCAAGCCUUUUCACCGCCAACUGCGUGGCAUCCUGGUUCUUCGGCUAGUUGGCGCCAUGGAACUCGGUCGAGAGUUUUGA
Syzygium oleosum is the source of this 1694-nucleotide messenger RNA. RefSeq lists its product as uncharacterized. The transcript has 2 exons. Bases 759 to 1694 code for a protein of 311 amino acids. NCBI's taxonomy places the organism in Eukaryota, Viridiplantae, Streptophyta, Magnoliopsida, Myrtales, Myrtaceae. The record is from RefSeq and is a predicted model, not a curated record.